Molecule: messenger RNA, 969 nt
Organism: Cercospora beticola
Lineage: Eukaryota; Fungi; Ascomycota; Dothideomycetes; Mycosphaerellales; Mycosphaerellaceae
Source: RefSeq, a predicted model, not a curated record
AUGGCCAAACCGACACGUGCGUGCAGUGCACAAAACCACUCGAUUCUCAAUCACAAUGCCUCUCACAAUACACUAUCAAGCAGUUCUCUCAAGAAAGGAAUCUUGUACCAUCACGACCAUACGAAGCAUUGCAAGAUCGAGUCCCUUAACCUAGAGAACCUAGUCCCAAUGGCGACCCUGGUGCAAGCAAUUGGCCCCGACAAUACUCAAUUGACAGCAGCGACCAACAAAGAAGACUUCUCUCACGUGGAAGUUAUCGCAGUCAACAGUGCUGCGUCGAGUCCUCCAACACGCAGUCCAGUCAGCAAGGCCGUCGACGACAGCAAUGGCUCAGAUAUCGCAGAAGAUACCCUCCUCAGCACCACACAAGUCUCUCCCGUACUCACACCUCUUGACCUAAACGCAACACACCUCAUCAGCUCUCCAUAUGACGACUUCGCGAACCAACUCACACUCCACGACCUGGAAACUCCGUACCGGUUAUUCGCCUUCGCGCUCACAGCGCUCAAGCCAAUCCGCGAAGAUUACGCCACAGCACCAUAUCUGGAAUCUUUCAAUUGGUCAGAAGUCUUUGCGCUGCUGCGAGAGUUGUGCAAACAGGAGCGUUUUGAGUGGAAGGAACUCAGCUUUUACACGGUGAUCUUCCGUUCGACUCUCCUGCCUGGCAUCGAUCGUGACAGACUCGGACUCCUUGAUCAAAUGUCUCAUCAAGAAGCUUGUGCGAGUGGAGGGCUACUAAAGUAUUGGUUCGGGAGCUGUGAUGGAGAGCUGCGAAACCUGGCGACUUGUCUUUGGCGUAGCCGAGAAGACGCAGCAGCUGGAGGCGGAGGACCUUGGCAUGCUCAGGCUCGUGCGGCGGCCAGAACGAUGUACAAGCAGAUCAGCUUCCAUACGCACAGGCUGGUCGUGGAGGAUGGUGCCACAUCUUGGCGCUUGGAUGCCCACGUCGAGGAACGUCCGAGACGAUGA